ACAAACAUCCACACGCUAGGGGGCGCAAGCGUUCCUCAAAUGUUGUUGCUUUUCAGUAGAAGAAGAAAGGCGGCAGUAGUUUGUCAUGCGCAUGGCGCUAACCGAACAACAAUCUAUUUUAAUUUUAAAACCGGGUUUUAUUUAGUUUAGAACGAACCUUUAGCAGUAGUUUUAUCUUCAGUCAAAGAUAUUUAAGGAUGGAGGCUGAUCUGUAUGAUGAGUUUGGGAACUACAUCGGUCCGGAGCUGGAUUCUGAUGAUGAUGAAGAUGACGUGGAGGCAGAUGACAGAGAUCUAGAUGAGCGUGAUGAAGACGAUGACGAUGAGCCUGCAGACGCCGAUGAUGAUGCUCCAGGGAUGGAGGUGGUCCUCCAUGAGGAUAAGAAGUAUUAUCCGACUGCUGAAGAGGUUUAUGGGCCCGAGGUGGAAACUAUUGUCCAGGAGGAAGACACACAACCCCUAACAGGUUGCCGAUCCAGUCGUGACGUUCUGUGAAACAGUCGUGGAGACGUCGUCUCUGAAGUGUUUCGCCGAGACGCCCAACAAAAAGAACAAGAUCACCAUGAUUGCAGAGCCCUUGGAGAAGGGACUCGCCGAGGACAUCGAGAACGAAGUGGUGCAGAUCACGUGGAACAGGAAGAAGCUGGGCGAGUUUUUCCAGACGAAGUACGACUGGGAUCUGCUGGCCGCCAGGUCCAUCUGGGCCUUUGGACCGGACACGACAGGACCCAACAUUCUGGUGGACGACACGCUGCCGUCAGAGGUGGACAAGGCGCUGCUGGGCUCGGUUAAAGACAGCAUCGUUCAGGGGUUUCAGUGGGGAACCAGGGAGGGCCCUCUGUGUGACGAACCCAUCAGGAACGUCAAGUUUAAGAUCCUGGACGCUGUGAUCGCUCAGGAGCCUCUGCACCGAGGAGGAGGUCAGGUCAUCCCCACCGCCAGGAGGGUGGUGUACUCUGCCUUCCUCAUGGCGACGCCGAGGCUGAUGGAGCCGUACUACUUUGUGGAGGUUCAGGCUCCAGCCGACUGCGUUUCUGCAGUCUACACAGUGUUGGCCCGAAGAAGGGGCCACGUCACCCAAGAUGCUCCGAUUCCUGGCUCCCCUCUUUACACCAUCAAGGCUUUCAUUCCCGCCAUCGACUCGUUCGGCUUUGAGACGGACCUCCGCACUCACACGCAGGGCCAGGCCUUUGCUCUGUCUGUGUUCCACCACUGGCAGAUCGUACCCGGAGACCCUCUGGACAAGAGUAUCGUGAUCCGGCCUCUGGAGCCUCAGCCUGCCCCCCAUCUGGCCCGAGAGUUCAUGAUCAAGACCCGAAGACGCAAGGGUCUAAGUGAAGAUGUGAGUAUCAGUAAGUUCUUUGACGACCCCAUGUUGUUGGAGCUGGCCAAGCAAGACGUGGUUCUCAACUACCCCAUGUGAGAUCCCAACCGCCCCCCACCUGGACGCGAGGAUCUGGAGGAAAAACAUCUCCACGAACAGCAGCAUCUUCUCAUUUGUUUCUUCUAUUUUUAUAUGUACAAAUUAUUUUUUUUUUGUAGUAAAACCUUUGAAUUGAAACAUUUUUGGAUGUUUGAUGUGUCUGAAUAAAAGAUCAAAAAUCAAA
Messenger RNA from Oryzias melastigma (Indian medaka), 1606 nucleotides. RefSeq names its product 116 kDa U5 small nuclear ribonucleoprotein component. Gene Ontology annotation, molecular function: GTPase activity; GTP binding; translation elongation factor activity. Lineage: Eukaryota; Metazoa; Chordata; Actinopteri; Beloniformes; Adrianichthyidae. The record is from RefSeq and is a predicted model, not a curated record. Gene Ontology annotation, biological process: mRNA splicing, via spliceosome. Gene Ontology annotation, cellular component: cytosol; U4/U6 x U5 tri-snRNP complex; U2-type catalytic step 2 spliceosome.